This is a messenger RNA of Plasmodium falciparum 3D7, 3393 nucleotides long. RefSeq names its product putative RNA-binding protein. The record is from RefSeq and is a predicted model, not a curated record. The coding region runs from base 1 to 3393 and encodes 1130 amino acids. NCBI's taxonomy places the organism in Eukaryota, Apicomplexa, Aconoidasida, Haemosporida, Plasmodiidae. Gene Ontology annotation, molecular function: RNA binding; nucleic acid binding. The transcript has a single exon.
AUGAAAGAAGACAACAUUAAUAAUGAUAUAUCCCUUGAUGAAAAGGACAUAAGUAGGCAGGAGUCACUUUUUUAUGAUACUUCUAUUGCUCAUAGAAAUAUAAAACCUUUUGUUAGACCCCCAAUAUGUAGUGUUUCUACAGCUACAGAUUCUUUUAGAUGUUCUACAUAUUCUAAUCCUAAUUAUAUGACUUGUCCAUAUAUUAACUCUUAUGAGAAUUGUACUGAGAAUAAUAAACAUGUGGAUGGAUUGAGAGAAAAAAAUGGAAAAUAUAAAAAAUGUGAAGAAGAUGAUAAGAAGGAUUUGAAUUAUAUGUCUGAUAAUGGAUAUGUAGAUCCAUAUAAUAUAUAUAGAAUUGAAAAAAAAGACGAUAUAUAUUUUUCGAUGUUUAAAAAUGAAGAAUCGAAUAUAAAAAACAAAGAAAGUAAUCAUAAUAAUAGUAAGUACCCUUUUGAUGGUUGUACAAAAGAUUUGAAAAUAUAUACAAAUGUUUAUGAGGAUAGUAAGAAUUUUUCUUCUCUUCUUAGUAAAGAUAGUAUUUAUCAUAAUUCCAUAUCAAACAAUCAUAUGACAAAUAAAAUACCGUUUUAUAAUAAAGAGAAUUUAAAAAAUAUAAAUAAUAAUAAUAAUUAUUAUUAUUAUAAUAAUGAUAUAAAAAUGAAGAGAAAUACAAUUAACCAUGAUGAGAUAUUCAAACCAAUUGCUUAUGAAAAAAAUGGUAUAAAUAUAAUUAAUAAACAAACAUACGAUACUUAUAAAAAGGAUGAAAAAUAUCCAUACCUUUCAUAUGAUGAAAAAUAUAAUGAUAUGAUGAUUAUGCUUAUGAGCGGAUUAAAUAUAAAAGAUAACUAUAAUAACAUUUGUGAUAAUAAUAAUAACAAAGAAGAAGAAAAUCCAGUUGACCAUAAAAAUAUUCAAGAUGUAAACAAAAACGAAAAUUAUUUUAAAGAUUAUAUAUCUGAUGUAUAUCAUAAUUUAAUAAAUGAAAAUAUAAACAAUAAUAAAGAAAUAAAUAAUAUUAAUAAAUAUAAUAUAUUUAAUAAUUAUAUAGACAAUGAUAACAUAAAUAGUGAUGAUAAUUAUAUAUAUAUGAAUAGGGAAAACAAUCAAGAUGUUAACAAAAAUAUAUUUUCUUUUUGUAAGUCAAAUUUAAACUUGAAAAAGGAAAACAACAAUAUAUAUGAUACAUGUAAAGUGUUUAUAAAUAAAGAUUAUAAGGAAGAUAUACUUGGUAAUAAUAAUAUAGAAGAUAUACUUGGUAAAAAUAAUAUAGAACAUAUUCUUGAUAAUAACAAUAUAGAAGAUAUACUUGGUAAAAAUAAUAUAGAACAUAUUCUUGAUAAUAACAAUAUAGAAGAUAUACUUGGUAAAAAUAAUAUAGAAUAUAUUCUUGAUAAUAAUAAUAAUAUAGAACAUAUACUUGAUAAUAACAAUAUAGAAGAUAUACCUUAUAAUUAUAAUCAAGCAUAUAUUCUUGAUAAUAAUAAUAAUAUAGAAGAUACAUUUGAUAAUUACCAUAAUGACAAUACAUUUACAAAUGAUUAUUUUUAUAAUUUAAAAAAAGGAAAAAAAGUUAGCUUUGACAUAAAUAUAAAUAAAAAUAAAAUAAUAGAUCACUCAUCUUCAAUUAACGAAUCGUACCCAUUUUUUUUACAAAACAACAUAAAAGAUAAUAAAAAAAAUUCUUUGGAUAAUCCAUGUGUGGAUUUAAAUAUAUAUCCUAAUGAUCUUAAUGAAGUAAUAUUGCACGAUUCUGAAGAUAAAAAUAUAUUGAUUGAUGAUGAUUAUAUACUCAAAAGGGAAGAUGUAAUAAUUGACGAAAAAGAAAAUAAAAGACCAGAUGUUGAUACAAAUAAAAAUUCAAUAAUACAAAAAGAAGAAAAUAUUAAGGACAAUAUAAAUGAGUUCAUCCUGUCGAAUAAUAUAACUCAUAAAAAUGAUUACAUAAAUAUUAACAAUAUUGAUGAUGAAAAAAUGGUAAAAGGUUUCCAUAAAAAGGAAAUAUUUGCACAUAUAAAAGAAAAUGAUGAUAAGAAUAAUAAUAAUGAUAAUAAUAAUUAUAUGGAUAGUAAUAACUAUGCAAAAAAUAAUUGUAAUACUUGUUAUUAUAAUUAUAACAAUGGGUGGUGCGAUAAAUCAUCCAUUUUGUCUGAAAAUCGUAUAUGUAACUAUAAUGAUAUACAAUAUAAUUUUUCUUCCAAUUAUUCAAACAAUGUUAUAUACCCUUUACAUAAUGAAAGUAAUAUACAUGGAGAAAACUCACCAUUGGCAUAUAUAAAAGAUGAGGAGCCUUUAGUUUUUGUUAAUGAUGAGUAUGAUAAUAAAAAUAAAUUAAAUGAUAUGCUAUGUUUAGACAACUGUUUAUGUGAUUCAUGUGUAAGUAUAAAUGAAGAAUUGUUAUCUAAGGAAGAAAACAAUAAAAAGAAUAUUUUUGAAAACAUGAAAACAUAUAAUUUUUUAUGUAAUUUGUUAAAUGAUAAACAAGAUGAAGAUUUUAGAGAUAAUAAUAAUGAAUAUAUAACAAGUCAAUCCUGUUUUGAAGAAAAUAAUAAUAUGAAUCAUACAUAUGAUAACUAUAUUUUUGAUAAUAUAAACGAAGAAUAUGAUAAUACCCCUUUUAAGGAAAAUAUUAUAUAUCCCGAAAAUUAUAACAAUAUAUUACAACAUAAAAAAAAAGACAAGGAUAUAAUAAUAAAAAAAAAAAAAUCACUUGCUAAAUAUACCUUAAUUGUUAAUGUUCCACCUAAUACAACAAGAAAAGAUUUAAUGAAUGUAUUUAGUCAAUUUGGAAAUGUUGAUUUAACUAUGGUAGUAUGUGAUAAAGAAUCUAGACAUCCCAAUAAAGAAUGGACUGCUACAUCAGGUUAUUCAUUUGUACGUUUUUCAACAAAUAUAGAGGCUAGAAAAACAUUAACAGCUGCCACAUGUGGAUUAAUUAAAAUACGUGGAAGUAAAGUAAGAGCUACUUGGGCCAAAAAAGAUUCUUAUUCAAAAAAAGAAAAAGAUGAUAUAGUUUUAAAAAUACCUUCUUCUAUUUUAAUAAUUAAUAUACAAGAAUUUAAUUGUUGUAUUUGUAAAAUCUACUUAUCUUAUCAACCUAUUCUAUUCCCUUGCUGUUUUGUUUCUUCAUGCUCAGAUUGCUUAGCCAAUUAUAUUAUGAAUAAUAUAAACCAACCAAAUUUUAAAUGCCCUAAUUGUAAUAUUAUACUUAAUGACAAAAUUAUUAAACUUGAUAAAAAUGUCAAAGGUACUCUAGCAUUAUUAUAUAAAUAUUAUUCAAAUAUUAAAGUUAAAUGCCCACAUAACGGGUGUCUCUGGAUAGGAUAUCAAUACCAAUAUCUAAAUCAUUUUAUCUCUUGUAAAUAUAACAUAACACACCAAAUCCAAACAUAA